CCAUGUUUGAUCAUAUGCUAUUAAUGUAAAGCUUGAUCAUAACUCACUAAUGUGGUCAUUUAUAGCUAAAAGCAAUGGCUCCUAAAUUUACUUGGUGUUAAACAUCGCAGCCUCAUAGCAAACAUAUGAAUCUAAAUCAACAACCAAACUUUUUUUUAUCAGUUGCUUGUGAAUUCAAAUGGACAUGCUAAACAGCCAGUCUGCUUGAAUGCAUUUGUGCCAUUGAGUCACUGUUGCCCUGAUCCAGUCUCAAUGCUAGUGACAUCAGUGGCCCUAUAAUCCUGUGUAAUCCUCUAUCUGAAUCCAGAGCCCUGAUGAACACAGUCCGUAGGCACAGGUUAUCUGACCUACAUGCCACAGUAGGGGGAUUGGAAUACUCUUGGCAAAGGAAAUAUCCACCCUUGUCAUUUACACCCAUAAAUCAGACUGCCUGGCUGGCUGUUGUAAUAGCCGCGCUCUACUGGACUGCAGAUAGUGUAGUAACAGGCAUGGGACCAGCCGUAAAGAUGUCUUAUAACUCCUAGUGGUCUUUAAGGACCUUGAAUGUUGUGCUAGUUUACCGUCUGAUUGCUUCUUCGGGAUGUGCUAGUGGUUGGUAGAGAGGCGUAAGGCUGUUGUUCUCAUGGCUUACGUUCCGUAUGUGUGGUACUUAAUGGAUCGGACAAAGUAUGAUAGCUGGAAAUGGAUUUCAUGGCUGUGAUGGGGACCAAAAAUCAGAAACUGUUGAAGGUUAACAUGUGCAGUUCAGAGAUGCCAAGGCGGAGGAACAUGUGAAGAUGUACCUAAAGGUGGCGAAAACAUGGUGCAUUCGACUGGUUCCCCUUGUGUUGCUGCUCAUCUCCUACUACUGCUUCACCUUUUACGUUCAGAGCAAUGGAAGCACCAUUAAAUUUCCUGCUCCCACCAAGUCCCUGUGUGAGGAAUGGAUGGGGCAGGGGAAGAAAUGGGAAAGCCUCAACUUCACCAGCAUCACCAGGAAGACUGACCUAUUUUUAAAACUGGAGGAUUUCUUCUGGCAACAACAUCUGUCAACGCUAGCAUUGCCUUAUGGUAUUAAAGGCAGUGAAUCGCUCCUGCUGAAGAUUUUAGCAGUCACUGCCAAUUACAAAAUGCCUUCCACUAUUGAUAAUCUGGAGUGUAGAACUUGCGUGGUCAUAGGGAACGGAUUUGCCAUCAAAAACAGCUCUCUCGGAGCUGCUAUUAACAAGUAUGACGUUGUUUUCAGGCUGAACGACGGUCCAGUGCGAGGCUACGAGCAGGACGUGGGCAACAAGACCACCCUUCGUAUCUUCUACCCCGAGUCGGCCUUCUACAACCCCAGCCUCCACAACAACCCAGACACGCUCCUGGUGCUGGUGCCGUUUAAGCAGCAGGACCUGCGCUGGCUCAAAGAGAUCCUGUACAAUGAGAAAAGGGUGAGGAAAGGCUUCUGGAAGCCUCCUCCACAGAUCUGGUUGGCUAAGCCCAGUCAGAUCCGUGUGCUGGACCCAUACUUUCUGCACCACACCGCCAGCAAACUACUCCAGAUCCCUCUGCAACAAAAGGGCAGAGAGAAACUCUUCCACCCAACCACUGGGAUCUUAACUGUGUUCAUGGCUCUGAACUACUGUGAUGUGGUGCACAUAGCAGGCUUUGGAUACCCCAAGGUCAAGGACCAGAAGCAGCCAAUUCACUACUUUGGUUCCUCUACUAUGACAGCCAUGAAGGAUUCUUACCAUGACCUUGGACGUGAGGCCCAAAUCUUGAGGAAACUGGAGGAGGCAGGGGCCAUACUAUAUCUUCAUGCUCAUUCCUGACACACACAUAAAAAUGCACAUACCAACACACACAUACAUGUAUGCACGUACAUGAGUGCACACAAACACAUACACGUGUACACCCACACACACACACACAGAGACACAUCCAGACCCAUACACAUUUGUACUUCUGAGCAAAGAAAGUGCUGAAAUUCUACAAUCUCUCUCUCCUUUCUGCAUUCACAGAUGUUAAGGAACAUCCUUACAUCUGUACUUUUGCACACAUGAACUUGUGAAUGUUUCCAUACACUAAUAAAAACGCUUGAAAAUGUACUGGUACAUAAAUACAAACAUUAUCUACAUGACACCCAUGAACACAAUGACACCACAUUUUCUCUGCCUCUCCUUCGCACUUCCACACAGACCAAAGUGCAAAACACUUGAUUCCUACUGCGCUGGACUUCUGGAUUUCUGGAUCAGAAAUAACGCCACAAUUCCAGAAAUGUAUGUCUGAUUUUAGACAUACUUUUGUUAAGAGUAAUUUGUAAUUUAAUGUUUUUAGAAUGAUUUCUUCUUAAUCUCUACCACUGGAUAUUUUAUUCUAUGAAUUGUUUAAGUUUAUAUUAAAAUGAAAUCAAAUAAAUAUUUUUUUUGGUA
Messenger RNA from Clupea harengus (Atlantic herring), 2396 nucleotides. It is a transcript of the gene st3gal4, whose product is annotated as ST3 beta-galactoside alpha-2,3-sialyltransferase 4. Gene Ontology annotation, biological process: glycolipid biosynthetic process. NCBI's taxonomy places the organism in Eukaryota, Metazoa, Chordata, Actinopteri, Clupeiformes, Clupeidae. The record is from RefSeq and is a predicted model, not a curated record. Gene Ontology annotation, molecular function: sialyltransferase activity.